AUGGGUUGGUUCUGGAGCUCUAGUCCUCAGAAGGACAAUUCCAACGAUACAAAGGCCCCAGUGGCACCACAAUCCACAAUCCAAAAUGCACCACUCAAAAAGUUGACACCAGACGAACAAGCCGAUAUGGAAUUCAAUCAGCUUCUGGCCGACCUCCGAAAAGCAGACGGUGAAUUGAACAAUGAUUAUUCAUCUUCAUUAUCGCCAAACGGUACUCCAUCCUCCAACAAACCCAUCUCCCCCAUCGCACCCGAAUCCCUCUACCCAGACACCAUGUCCUGUCGCUCCGCCUUCGACUACGCCUUCUUCUGCCAGUCCUUUGGUGGACAAUUCGUGAAUGUCUAUCGAUAUGGAGAACUGCGAUCCUGCAGUGAACACUGGGAUAACUUCUGGCUGUGUAUGAAGACCCGAGGCUGGUCAGAUGAGUUGCGCAAAAAGACCAUUCGAGAGCACAAUCGGAAAAAGGCAAUCAAAUACAAGACAGGUCCCAGCAGUGAGGAUGUUUGGGACGUGAGACUUGACCCGGCAAAUGAGGCCUUUCAGGGUGAUUUCGCCGCUUUGGAGCGGGAGAUGAAAGCUGAAGAGGAGGCUCAACAGAAAGGAGCUGUAUGA
Penicillium pulvis is the source of this 612-nucleotide messenger RNA. RefSeq names its product EMI1 family protein. The transcript has a single exon. The record is from RefSeq and is a predicted model, not a curated record. Bases 1 to 612 code for a protein of 203 amino acids. Lineage: Eukaryota; Fungi; Ascomycota; Eurotiomycetes; Eurotiales; Aspergillaceae.